Molecule: messenger RNA, 936 nt
Organism: Parascedosporium putredinis
Lineage: Eukaryota; Fungi; Ascomycota; Sordariomycetes; Microascales; Microascaceae
Source: the annotation of a GenBank genome assembly
AUGCCACCGCCACAAAAAGCCCCAGAGGAGGACUCGGAAGAGGAUGACUACAUGACCAUGAUCCUACCCACCGAGGCCCCCAAAACCGAAUCUUCUCUUCAGCGCACCCAGCGCCUGAAGCGCGAGGCUGCAGCACGGGGCCGACCCAAAUCGCGCGCUGAGAUCGCCGAGGAAGAGGCUCAGCGCCGCGAGGCCACCCACUCGCGCUCCCUCCUAGAAGCCCCCGCCGCCAUGGGUAGCAAAGGCCUGGCCAUGAUGGCAAAGAUGGGGUUUCGCGGCGGCGCACUGGGAAAGGAAGGUUCCGGUGGUGUUACGGAGCCGAUUCGGGUAUUCGUAAGGGAAGGCAAAGGCGGUCUAGGAAUCGAGGAGGAGAAGAGAAAGAGAGCGAGGGAGGCGGAAGAGCAGGCGGAGAGGGAGGGCAAGAAGGUGAAGAAGAUCGAUCCGGGAGACUACAGAGCACGAAUGAUGCAGGAAAGGGAGACUGAACGGUUGGAGAGGCAGUAUAGAGCGGCAGCUAGACUCGCGCAGCAGCUAGGCGAAGCUGAAAACGACGACGGCGAGACUGCAGCAGCGUCCGAUGAAGAAGAUACGGCCGGGAUGGAGAGGGAGCUCGGCGAGCGGGACCGCGCCGCCAAACGCGAGCUCACGGAUAGCCUGUCCUCCCGGUUGCCCGGAUACGCGGCGGCCGACGAGGACAAGGACCCGGAUUAUAGGAUGGCCAUGGGGAAAGAUCGGGAGUUGUACGAGGCGGCGGAGGACCUCGACGAAGAUGACGCCGAGCUGGAGGAGUUUGAGGCCCAAGAGCCCCGCGAGAAGCUGGCCAAGGUGCUGCAGCACCUGCGCGAGGAGCACAAUUAUUGCUUCUGGUGCAAGAGCGCGUACCCAGAUGCGUCCAUGGAUGGAUGCCCAGGCCUGACGGAAGAAGAUCACGAUUAG